Prosopis cineraria is the source of this 1763-nucleotide messenger RNA. Its product is annotated as protein STRICTOSIDINE SYNTHASE-LIKE 10-like. Gene Ontology annotation, biological process: biosynthetic process. The record is from RefSeq and is a predicted model, not a curated record. Gene Ontology annotation, molecular function: strictosidine synthase activity. The coding region runs from base 208 to 1314 and encodes 368 amino acids. The transcript has 3 exons. Lineage: Eukaryota; Viridiplantae; Streptophyta; Magnoliopsida; Fabales; Fabaceae.
CAUGCGAUUUCAGGGGGUUAAAAAAUUUUGGGUAGACGUCGUAGUACGGGCGAAGGAAUCAAUGUCAAUAGUUUAAAAAAAAAAAAUAACAAUAUAAUAUGCGAUUUCCGCCGGGCGUGAACCCAAGGGGAAUAGGAUGAGGCGAGUGGGAUCAAGUCUGGUGAAGUCUAUCAAUCCUUGAGCUGUGUGACUGUGUCAGGAGUAACCAUGAACUCAAAGGUCAUAGCAACCGUGCUCGCGGUCUUCUCCAUGCUAUUCGCCUUCAACUCUAAACUAUUUUUCGGACCUCCUUCAAUUCCGGGUUCUGAGGACCUGCUCCACACCGCUCAGAUACUCCAUGUCACCGGAGCUGUCGGGCCGGAGAGCCUCGUCUUCGAUAGCAACGGUGAGGGUCCGUACACCGGCGUCGCCGACGGACGGAUUCUCAAAUGGCAAGGACAGGGUCGAGGUUGGACUGAUUUUGCCUUUACCACUUCUAAUAGGACCGAAUGCAAACGUCCAUUCGCACCAGAGUUGGAGCAUAUUUGUGGGAGGCCACUUGGACUAAGUUUUGACGAGAAAAGUGGAGAUCUGUACAUUGCCGAUGCCUACCUUGGCCUCCAAGUUGUAGGACCUACAGGUGGUUUAGCCAAGCCUUUGGUGACACAUGUUGAGGGUCAACCCUUGCGCUUCACCAAUAGCAUGGACAUCAGCGAGGACCAAGACGUCAUUUACUUCACUGAUUCUAGCACAGUCUUCUACAGAAGGGAAUUCAUGAGUUCAAUUCUUAGUGGGGACAAGACUGGUCGUUUAAUGCAAUAUGAUAAGUCGACCAAAGAAGUGACGGUCUUGAUAAGGGGGCUUGCUUUUGCCAACGGAGUUGCACUGAGCAAAGAUGGCUCAUUUUUAGUGGUAGCAGAAUCCUCUGCAUGCAAGAUCCGCAGGCUCUGGCUCCGCGGACCUAACACAGGUCAAGUCGACAUAUUUGCUGAGCUUCCUGGUUUGCCUGAUAAUAUAAGAAGAAACUCCAAGGGGGAGUUUUGGGUGGCUUUGCAUGCAAAGGCAAGUCCUUUCGCCAGAUUGGUUUCUUCAAAGUCAUGGGCUGGGAAUGCAAUGCUGAAUCUUCCCCUUAGCUUCAAACAUUUGCACGGAUCGUUCACUGGUUGGAAGCCUCACUCCUCUGUCAUGAAGCUGAGUGAUAAAGGAGAAAUAUUGCUAGUGUUGGAAGAUUGUGAAGGGAAGGCCUUGAGGUUUGCUAGCGAAGUGGAAGAGAAGGAUGGGAAACUUUGGAUUGGUUCAGUGUUAAUGCCCUUCAUUGGCAUUUAUGACUUGUGAGCUAUGAGGGUAUGACAUUGUAACGUGCCCAUCAUAGAAGUGUGUGCCGCAUUCAUUAAACUGCUGUGUCUGGAUGCGUCACUGCACCCUGGCUUCUGGUAUUCAACAUUUCCCUUUAAAUUUAGCUUGUCGGGGUCUUGGACAGAAUAUUCCCGAACGGACCAUUUAAGAAAAAUGGACGUCUAAUGAAUUAUUGGGGAAUGCCAUCAAUUUUUGUACUGUCAUGGUUGCAGAAUGCGAUUCACUCGAACAACUCUUCGCUUUUCAAGUAAGAGUAAAUGUUUGGCCAAAAAAAGGUAAGGGUAGGUGAUAUAGACAUAAAUUAUUGUCCGAAUUAUUUUUGUGAGGUUGUGGCUGGUUUGGCACAACAAACUUGUUGCUCUAUUUCCGAUGUAUGAGUAGAAACAAAGGUUAAAUGACGAAACGGUUAUAAAUAAUCUUAUUUAUAA